AGAGCAUGCAAUAUGGCCACGGCGAGAAUUCGAUUGGAUAAGAUGGAAGAAAAUGGCAUGCGAAGUGUUAUUAAAUUUUAGUGAAAUGUUUACUCGCUCCGGUUGUGUAGAAUGGGAGGCUGCAUAGGCAUAACUAGGGCAAGAAAUGCCUCAAUCAAUGAUACGUCGGAAAAUUCGAGCAGAACUAAUUCGGGAAAUACAAGAAAAAAUCAUCUUCUAUGUCACGAGGUAAUCAGAUGGAAAUCGGAUGUACCUCUAACCGAGGGUCAAUUGAGAAGUAAACGAGAUGAGUUUUGGGAUACAGCACCAGCAUUUGAUGGUCGUAAAGAGAUCUGGGAUGCAUUGAGAGCAGGCGCGACUGCAGCAGAGGCACAGGAUUAUCAGUUGGCACAGGCUAUAUUAGACGGAGCUAAUAUUUCUGUACCAAAUGGUUUCUUAACUGAAUGUUAUGACGAGUUGGGCACUCGUUAUCAAGUACCUAUUUAUUGCUUAUCCUACCCAAUUAAUAUCGUUAAAGAAGAUAGUGGAAGAGACUCACCUGCUGAUUGCUCAGAACCGGUCAAUGAAGGAACAGAACAAACUUUAAAACUUAGAUUAUCAACUACUUUAGGAGAAGUUAAACUACCUGUUUAUAGCAAUGACACUAUUGCUAUUGCUAAGAAAAAAUUACAGAGUCAAGAAGGUUUGGAACCAUCACGUCAAAGGUGGUUCUUUGGUGGCAAAUUGCUUGGUGAUAAGAUGCAUAUAGAAGAGGCAAAGAUACAGCCAGGUUAUAUAAUACAAGUAAUCGUAAAUCCAGAAAGAUCAGAUAACAUCUCUGGAAAGACUAGUUGAGCUGAUACGUAAGCAAAAAUGUUACGUUCCAUCAGCAAUAAUCAGCAUACUUUUACGCUUGUUAACAAAACUUGUUGAUUAUAUAUCAAAGAUUAAUAUGAUUUUUAAUUUUUGUCAUAAUUAUCGCGAGUGAUAAAUUAUUUUAAAGGAAAAUGGAUAUAACAAAAUUUUUCAUUACAAAUUUCUCUAAAUCGCGAGUUAAGUGCAAUCGAUCUUUUUUUUUCUAUAUAUACGUUUAUUCUUAUACGUUAUUGCAGUGUAAAAAAUGAGAGAGAAAAAGAGAGAGAAAAUAUUAAUAGAAUAAAAAAACAUAUCAUUACAAAUUCAGCUUUCUUCGAUGUAUUAUAUUUUCAGCAA
Molecule: messenger RNA, 1191 nt
Organism: Pogonomyrmex barbatus (red harvester ant)
Lineage: Eukaryota; Metazoa; Arthropoda; Insecta; Hymenoptera; Formicidae
Product: ubiquitin domain-containing protein 1
Molecular function (GO): protein binding
Source: RefSeq, a predicted model, not a curated record